GCACAAACCCUCUGUGGCCCAAGGCCUGCACAAGUGCAGUGGUGCUAACAGCUAGCGUUAGCUAUCAGGCAAAACCGGGCAGCUGGCUGGGCUGCUAGCUAGUUAGCAUUAGCUCGUCAACAGCAGAGGGAAAUGCCGGUUGGAAAGUCACAACUAGCUCUCGGCCACAUUAUGCUACUGUAACGGGAGGAAACAAACAGUCCGCGUGUAAAUAGCCAAAAACAAUUCUAGUGGUUAUUAUUAAGGUAUAGCUGAAUAACAAGCUUCGAAAAAGAUAUUUCCUAAAGCUAGAAAGUGCUAGGCUAGCAGGCUAAGGGAGUGAAUAGCCUGCUGGCUGGCGAGGCAACUGACUGACAACGCCUUGAAAAAACCUCCUACAAACACUGUGAUAGAGCAGUAGGAUGGCACCGCGGUUGUGUUACUUGUUCCCAGCUCUUCCCCACAUAUAAAACACUCAGCGGUAGUUCCAAACCUACGACGAUUUGUGGUUAAAUAACACGAUUACCUCUCAGCGUUGUUGGGACGUCAAUAUGGCGAUGCUUGGGAUCAAGAGCUUAGUGCGAAUAGCCUUUCCUGCAGAGGGCGCUCUCCUUUUUCUUUUUCAUGGGGGAGAUUGUAACUCCCUCUGCCACCAACAGGUCUGAAACUUUUGUCUGCCUGAGUCUGUAUGUGUUUUCAGUCACAACUGGCCUGUUUCGUUAGUUAUUUAACUUCUUUUCCACAAGCAACAUGCACGUUUUACCACCACAUGUCUUCAGCUCGUUGAGGGCAGAUGUUGGCCAACAUCAUUUCACAUUUUAUAUAACAGGAGGAGUACAGCAGGCACACAUGUGAGUUUGCAAUUCAAAUACUCACCUGGUUACUACACAUACGUCCAUUCAGGAUAUUUCUACCGAGAGACAUUUCUAUACACUAAUGUUCACUAUGGCCUGGUUUUAAAAAGGUCUUUGUUAGGGCAAAAUAUAGGGCUCACCGGUACAAUGGACAAUGGGUGAAAUAGUGACAGAAAACAAUACAUGUUCUGUGGCAUCAUUUAAAAGGAUAGAAAAAAGCCUGGGGCAUUUUCCUGAAGUAACCAACCACCUGUUAUCAAUACCUAAUAGAGAGAAAGACUGAUCCUUUAUCUGCGUUUGGAUGUUGAGAACAUCUGCUUUCAUCUUGAAUUGAUAUAAUGAAUAGGCCCUUGUAAACCUAUCCUGUAGCUCCAUUGUUGCUCCUCUGCCUGCACAGUGUAUUAAACACAGAGAAAUAGUCUUUGACUGCAACUCAAUCUGGUCAAAAUCUGUAAUUAAGUUGGGCAAGAGCUAUUUAAGGUGGAACAAUCAGGAUAAAGCAGCAGUACAUAAACUGCAUACUAGCUGCACUCUUGCUGACAAACAGUGGAGACAGCCGGGGACCAAACUCAACAAUGAAGCUCUUCACAUGUUGUCUACUUCUUCCAUUUGCUGUGGUGGUAACGGCCCCAAUCAGAGCUCAAAGAGAAAACCUCCUCCUAAAUGAUGCACUUGGCACAACUACUGAAAAGACCAUACCUGCAACUACAAUAGAUGCAUUCAAAGACCCUGACAGCCAAGAUAUCAUGAUUACUAAAGUUGUGGAGAAAGAUCAGGCACCAUCAAGGAGGAAAACAGGAGUAGAGAAAGUCAACAUGGGUCUGAUGGAUGUGAGCAGCAGGCUGGUUCGGGACCAGGGGAGCAGAAAGCUUCUAAACGGUACGGAAGGGAUGACGGCAGAUUCUCAGGUGGCUGAAAAUCUGUCAGGAAAACAAGUUAUCGGUUUAAACGGCGACCACGUUUCUGACAGCGGCAGUCUAGGCACCAAUCUCCAAAGAAGGGCAACACCGGGAAGAGUUAAUGGUAUGCCGGCCCCUGGUCCGAGCAGAAAACAGCUGGAUUGGGAUAGUUUGGAGGAAAACAAUGGCAACCCUGCUCCAGUGGGCAACAGAGGAUAUACAGACCAUGAUGAAACCAGAGAAUUUAUAAGUGCUGAAAUGUAUCCAACAGGUGCUGUUGCACCUCCAGAGCACAUGCCCAGUAGCUUGUCUGUUCCAGCCAAGAGCCGAGCCGCCUGAUGAUCAUACAGAGAUUCUAUUCCUUCCUCAUAAUGAUUCAGGGGCCGCCAUCUGUUGAGUCAUGUGAGGCAGGCAGGCUGCUUCCAAAUACAGUUGCUUCAGGGACUUUUUCAUCCAAAUUUAGAUUCUUACAUGUAUUUUUUUGUUAUGUGAUCAUGUGAACAACUUUGAGAAAUAAAGAGGUUUUGACAA
Molecule: messenger RNA, 2263 nt
Organism: Dicentrarchus labrax (European seabass)
Lineage: Eukaryota; Metazoa; Chordata; Actinopteri; Moronidae
Exons: 8
Coding region: 1409-2071 (220 amino acids)
Source: RefSeq, a predicted model, not a curated record